This is a messenger RNA of Dissoconium aciculare CBS 342.82, 1723 nucleotides long. RefSeq lists its product as uncharacterized. The record is from RefSeq and is a predicted model, not a curated record. The transcript has 2 exons. Bases 408 to 1400 code for a protein of 330 amino acids. NCBI's taxonomy places the organism in Eukaryota, Fungi, Ascomycota, Dothideomycetes, Mycosphaerellales, Dissoconiaceae.
AAGCGAAGAACCUCCUUGGAAAUGUAGGCAUGGCUGGGGACAUUGGGCCCAACAUCGCUCGGACGAUCAUAUGCAACUCGCCCCGGAAAUAGCUUCACGAAUCCAUUUCUAGCAGCCUGACUACCUCCUCUAGCUCCUCACAAGCGUGCUUCCCGCUUGCCGAUCUUGUUGUCACUGUCCAGCCCGACGUCAUGUUCACCGCGCCGCAAAAGCUUCUCAUGAGGCCGUGAAGAUCGUGAGGAGCAAACCGAGUAGGUUUCGAGGAACUACCGGCGCGCGGUUUCUACUUGAAGCGCACGAUGAUGAUGGCGAUGGCGAUCUCGUAGCCGAGGAACGUCGUCACAGUUCUUCAUGCUGCGCCGUAAUGAUGACUCGAAAAGAAAAGCGCUGCGAUCUUCACUACGCACAUGUCUCUCUCCUUUGCCAUCAUAUUCCAACAUCGACAGGUCCCGCGACAGCUCGAUAUGGCGUUGAUCCUUUUCUCAUGGGCGCUACUCCAGUCGACGGUGAUGGCUCGUGAGAGCGUACGCCCUGGCCGGCCAAUAUCAGGAUUCGCCGCUCUUAGCGUCGCUGACCACAGUCCCAACAGCACGCACACUGUCAGCUUCGAGCAUGCAGGAUUGGGCACGUGGAAUUGGACAGUUCGCGUCAGCGAUGUCAACAUGCCGAACGCCUCGCUCUUUCAACUGACAGAUGCGCAUGUCGCCUACACGACUCAUUCCUUCACCUGGCCUUCUGGAGGGACCCUUGAUGAUGCUCUGCAGGCAGAGGUCGCGCAGAAGCCAGAGCUCGCGGGAUCUAGUUCAUGCGCGCUUCUUGUCGACGCUCUCUUUUCCUUGAAUGUGACCGAGAAAUAUGAUCCCACCAGCUCUGACUGUACUAGUAUGCUGGGUGCCGAGUGUGUGAAGGCACUCAUGGACCUUAUCGGAGGCAUUCGCAGCGAUUGCUCUGAUUUCAGUACCUCGACUACUGCUGUGUCGCAAUCGUGCGGUGGCACCUUCGGGGUAGCGCUCGGCGAUGGCUACGGCUUUUCCAGUGCACGUUUUGGUAAUUAUAGCAAAUCAAGCUCGAAUGGAACCACAUUAGUUUCCAAGGGUGAACCAUACGCGUACGCGAUCAGUGAGGCUUACGCUGCCGGCAACCGCACGGCUUACGAUCUACAAGCCAGCAAUGUGCACAUACUUGGAUUGAAGGGCGUGUACACCAGCCCUGCUAGUCUGAUUUGUAAUCGCGCAGCCGCUUCAAACAAUCCCCAACCUUCGGGCAGUAACUCCACCAGCAACAGCGGUACCGGUGGUAAUGCGAAGGUUGAUCACAACUCCGCCACUUGCAUUCAAAGCGAUAUGGGGUUCGCGCUCGGCCUUACCACCUCAAUAAUUGUGGCGCUGCUGUCGUUGUGAGAGAUUCCCAUCAGGACACAAUGCCGAGCAAUCAGCGUCAAGAACGAUAGCGGAUUACAAUGGUGCAUCGGUGCGGUAUGCCUUGUUGAGAUAGUCUGUCGAUCGCCGUUACAUUCGUGGUGUCAAAUUCCACCAACAAGCUUAUUAAAAAGUCGGCGUGGCCGAGGAAAGGAUUCAGUCGCGCAAUGAGAUCGGCUUUAGUCGAGCCUUACGCGGGUGCACAGCGUAGGGGACCCCGUCGGAUACUGCGGUAUGCAUGGAGCGACCUAGCACAUUUCACAUCGGCGUUCCCGCCUAUGAUCUGCGCUUACUUUUGAUUUAGA